This is a messenger RNA of Priapulus caudatus, 2014 nucleotides long. RefSeq names its product long-chain fatty acid transport protein 1-like. Gene Ontology annotation, molecular function: long-chain fatty acid-CoA ligase activity; long-chain fatty acid transmembrane transporter activity. NCBI's taxonomy places the organism in Eukaryota, Metazoa, Priapulida, Priapulimorpha, Priapulimorphida, Priapulidae. The record is from RefSeq and is a predicted model, not a curated record.
CUGAAGAGGUACCUGACCGUUAACCUGAACGCGCGACGACUCUACAAGCAGCGAAGCAGCAUCCCCACGCUGUGGAAGAAGACAUGGCAGGCCCACCCAGAGAAGAUCGCCUGCUACUACCAGGACGAGACGAUGACGUUCAGAGAGGUCGACGAAUACUCGAACCAGAUAGCCAAUUACUUCCACGAAGCUGGAUAUCGUCAUGGCGACGUCAUCGCCCUGUUCAUGGAAUCCCGGCCAGAAUACAUCUGCAUCUGGUUGGGGUUGGCUAAGAUCGGAGUCAUAACUGCGCUGAUAAACUUCAACCUGAGAGAGGAAUCGCUCUCUCACUGCAUUGCCUCGGCAGACGCGAAGCUCAUCAUCUUCGGUAAAGAGUUGACCGACGCGGUGAGGGCCGUGCGUGACAAGCUGAGGCCCGGCAUCAAGUACCACAGCAGCGGCGGCCUGAGCGAUGAAGCCACUAGCUUCGCGAGCUGCUUGGAUGCUGGGCUUGCCACCACCACCAAGCUUCCUGCUCCCGCAUUCCAGCUGCCUUCUUUCACCGGUAACCGCCGCCGGCGCGACGAGUGUGGAUUAGGAUCAUUCAUACACCUAUUGGGUAUCCACGGUCUGCUCGCGUCGCCGUCCGACGGCCGGCGCGAGCCGGGUGCUAGCGCAGAUGCCACUCAGCCGCGUCCAAGUUCACAACGGUACCUUCUGCGGGCAGCCCGGGGGUCAAAACUAGCUCUCGGCACGCGGACAGAGGUGGAUGGGAGUCAUCGGCAUGCUAGUCCACGGUGUGCUCAGUACAUCGGGGAGAUCUGUCGCUACCUGCUUGCGCAGCCUCCGAAGCCCGUCGAUCGUCUGCAUGGAGUGAAGCUGGUGUUCGGCAACGGCCUGCGUCCGCAGAUCUGGCACGAGUUCAUGGAUCGCUUCGGGAUCCAGCGCGUCGGCGAGUUCUACGGAGCGACCGAGGGCAGCACUAACAUAGUGAACUCGGAGGGAGUGGUGGGAGCCGUGGGUUUCACGUCGGUGAUUGUACCGUGGGCGUACCCAAUCACGCUCGUGCGCGUCAAGCCCGGCACGGACGAACCACAGCGCGACAGAGACGGCAUGUGUGUGAGGAGCCAGCCUGGAGAGCCGGGCGUGCUGGUGGGGAAGAUCAGUCGCAGCGACCCCCUGCGCGCUUACGACGGGUACGUCAGCAAGGCGGCCAGCGAGAAGAAGGUCAUAGAGAACGUGUUCUCAAAGGGAGACGUCGCUUUCCACUCGGGUAACGAGGGAAAGGCCGGCAUGGCGGGCAUCGUCGACGCGGACGGCACGCUGGACCUGACUAGGUUUGCAUCGGACGUGAAGCUGAAGUUGCCGGCAUACGCGCGGCCACUGUUCCUGCGCAUCAUGAGAGAGGCCGAGCAGACGGGAACGUAUAAGUUCAUGAAAUUGGACCUAGUCAAGGUUGGUUUUGAUCCGAAGAAGACCGAGGACAAGCUCUUUUACCUGGAGGGAAAAUCGGGACUAUACAAACCGCUAAACGAGAAAGAAUUCGAUGGUAUAACCAAAGGCGCCAUCAGAAUCUAAGAACGUUCGCAAACUGCCACGCCAGGUACGAAACACACGCAACGAAAUAGGGCAGUGUCACGCCAGGUACGAAAUGCGCGCAAAGAAACGGGGCAUAGUGUAGAAGGUAUGAGAAUGUUCGUAAGAGAACUGCAGAGAGACUAUGUAAGGGAACUCUAACGUAGCUUUCAACAUGUUCCACAAUUAAAAAAGAGCUUUCUCCAUCUUUGCGAUAUAGAUUGGGGGAAUAUAUAUAUAUAUAUAUAGCCAACGCCAUUGACAUGUUACAGAUGUCUGUUAUGGAAGUCAAUGCAACUAAAGUUGCAGAUUCAGAUGGUUUACAAGGAGUGAGCAAGACGGCAGGUUUUUAUAAUCCUACGUACGAUUUGUUUUUAAGCGAAAUAAAAUUGUGAUUUUUAAGAUUGGGGGGGGGGCUUUAUUUUAAGUGGUGACAAUUUGACGAUACGUUUAGUCCUGU